Molecule: messenger RNA, 1299 nt
Organism: Sorex fumeus (smoky shrew)
Lineage: Eukaryota; Metazoa; Chordata; Mammalia; Eulipotyphla; Soricidae
Gene: CABP7
Product: calcium binding protein 7
Exons: 5
Coding region: 358-1005 (215 amino acids)
Molecular function (GO): calcium ion binding
Source: RefSeq, a predicted model, not a curated record
GAGGCGGCGAGAGCGGAGCGGCGGGCCGGGCGGCCGCGCCGGCGAGCGGGCAAGGCGGGCGGCGAGCUGCGCGCGGCGCGAGGGGCACCGAGGAGCGGGCGCGGCGGGCGCAGCGCGAGGCGGCCCGAGCGGGGAGGCCCGCGCGGCGCCGCCCCCGAGCGGAGCCCGAGCGGGGAGGGGGCGGCAUGGACCCGCGGCCCCGGGCCCCGGGGCGCUAGGCCCCCGGAGGGCGCCCCCCGCCUCGCCGCCCUCCGCCGCCGCGCGCCCCGCCCGCGCCCGCCGCCCCCGGGGCCGCCGCCGGCCCAUGAGCCCCGACCUCAAAGUUUGCGGCGGGCGGGCGGGCGCGGAGCCUCCAAGAUGCCGUUCCACCCGGUGACGGCGGCGUUGAUGUACCGGGGCAUCUACACCGUGCCCAACCUGCUGUCGGAGCAGCGCCCGGUGGACAUCCCCGAGGACGAGCUGGAGGAGAUCCGAGAGGCCUUCAAAGUCUUUGACCGCGACGGCAAUGGCUUCAUCUCCAAGCAGGAGCUGGGCACGGCCAUGCGUUCCCUCGGCUACAUGCCCAACGAGGUGGAGCUCGAGGUGAUCAUCCAGCGGCUGGACAUGGACGGUGAUGGCCAAGUGGACUUUGAGGAGUUUGUGACCCUGCUGGGACCCAAGCUGUCCACGUCAGGGAUCCCAGAGAAGUUCCACGGCACGGACUUUGACACCGUCUUCUGGAAGUGCGACAUGCAGAAGCUGACCGUGGACGAGCUGAAGCGCUUGCUCUAUGACACCUUCUGUGAGCACCUGUCCAUGAAAGACAUCGAGAACAUCAUCAUGACGGAGGAGGAGAGCCACCUGGGCACGGCCGAGGAGUGCCCCGUGGAUGUGGAGACCUGCUCCAGCCAGCAGAUCCGCCAGACGUGCGUGCGCAAGAGCCUGAUCUGCGCCUUCGCCAUCGCCUUCAUCAUCAGCGUCAUGCUCAUCGCGGCCAACCAGGUGCUGCGCAGCGGCAUGAAGUAGGCACCGCCCAGUGCCCGCCGGGCGCGGGGUGCAUGGGGCCUGUCCACGCCCACCGCUGCCUGCCGCCCUCCUCCUUGGUCAGCUCCUGGGCCCCCGCCCCAUGUACUCCGGGGCCUGGCUGUCCGGACACCCCAACCCCCACUCCAGCCCCCCCCCAGGCCUUGCAUGGAGCCGUGGCCGCCUGCAGGGGACCCGGGUGGUGGCUUGGGGGACGGCCCCAGCCCUGCCUGCGCCCUAUCUGUGCCCGCCCCCUCUCCCCCGAGGCCUGUAUGUAGCACUAACUCUUCCCACAGU